This is a messenger RNA of Manacus vitellinus (golden-collared manakin), 2185 nucleotides long. It is a transcript of the gene WRNIP1, whose product is annotated as WRN helicase interacting protein 1. The record is from RefSeq and is a predicted model, not a curated record. Lineage: Eukaryota; Metazoa; Chordata; Aves; Passeriformes; Pipridae. Gene Ontology annotation, cellular component: nucleus. The transcript has 7 exons. Gene Ontology annotation, molecular function: ATP hydrolysis activity; ATP binding; DNA binding. Bases 1 to 1287 code for a protein of 428 amino acids. Gene Ontology annotation, biological process: regulation of DNA repair; DNA-templated DNA replication.
AUGUAUUUGGCAAAGAGUUCUUCUUCCAUGAUAAAGGAGACAGCUGUCAUUGCUGGCCUUUUCAGUAUUGAGACUCACAGGGUCUGCUUUCUCCUAUUACUGUUUCAGACUACGCUAGCACACAUCAUAGCCAACAACAGCAAAAAGAAUGGCACAAGGUUUGUGACACUGUCAGCCACAAGUGCCAAGACAAAUGAUGUUCGAGAUGUCAUCAGCCAAGCUCAGAAUGAAAGAAGGCUCUUCAAGAGAAAAACUAUCCUCUUUAUUGACGAGAUCCAUCGUUUCAAUAAGUCUCAGCAGGACACUUUCCUUCCUCACGUCGAGUGCGGGACAGUGACCCUGAUAGGAGCGACCACAGAAAACCCUUCCUUCCAAGUCAACGCCGCUCUUCUGAGCCGGUGCCGGGUGAUUGUCCUGGAGAAGCUCUCAGUGGAAGCAAUGGAGGCAAUUCUGAUGCGGGCCGUCAGGUCCUUAGGGGUCCAGGUUUUGGGCCAGGGCGACCAGCACAACAGCUCUGCAACUGGCAGCGGCAGUGAGAGCUCCGAAUUCCCGGUGUUCAUAGAGGCCAAAGCUCUAAACACACUUGCCUACCUUUGCGACGGUGAUGCAAGGACUGGACUGAAUGGACUCCAGUUAGCAGUUCAGGCCAGAUUAGCAGCAGGGAAGACCACUUCUUUGAAUAUUACCAAAGAUGGUUCUGCAGAUGGCAUUCUGAUAACAGAAGAGCACGUAAAGGAAGGGCUCCAGCGAUCCCACAUCCUGUAUGACCGAGCAGGAGAAGAACAUUACAAUUGCAUCUCUGCCCUGCACAAGUCUAUGAGAGGCUCAGAUGAAAAUGCUUCCCUUUACUGGCUUGCUCGAAUGCUUGAAGGUGGUGAGGAUCCGCUUUAUGUGGCAAGGAGGCUGGUGAGGUUUGCAAGUGAAGAUAUAGGACUGGCAGAUCCUCUGGCUUUAACACAAGCAGUUGCUGCUUAUCAAGGCUGUCACUUUAUUGGAAUGCCAGAAUGUGAGGUGAUUCUAGCACAGUGUGUAGUGUACUUUGCCAGAGCACCAAAGUCUAUAGAGGUGUACAGGGCAUAUGGCAACGUCAAAGAAUGUCUGAGGAUGCACACGGGACCUUUGCCACCAGUUCCACUGCACCUGAGAAAUGCCCCAACAAGGCUCAUGAAGAACCUGGGCUAUGGCAAAGGCUACAAAUAUAACCCCAUGUACAAGGAACCUGUAGAGCAGGACUAUCUACCAGAAGAGUUGAAAGGAACAGACUUCUUUAAGGAACAGAAAACGUGACAGCUGUGCUUGGAAUGGGUUUUGAUUCUAUGACUCAUACAUUUCUACUGGGAGAGAAAUUCCCCUAACAGUGUCAGACAUCUGUUACUGUGGUUGAAAGGAUUAAGCCAAUGAGCUUUUGAGAUACUUCUUUAUCCUCCUGGUUUUACUGCUGUUAUUCUGAAGGUAUUUUGUAAAGAGUUGCAGUUAGGCAAUGUAGAAAUGCAAACAUGACCUUUAACCUUAUAGUGCUGUCACUCUGUGGUUCACAUGGAGAAAAAAUGAGAGACUUGUAUAUCUGGCUCUUGCUGGGAGACAAGGAAUAUUACUGUGCUGCUUUUUAAAAUCAGUAUCAAUUUCAGAUUUUGAGAAUGUUUAUUUUCCAAGAAAAUAGUAAUAUGUACCCCCUUUGCUAAAAUACUGUAAACAAAAUAUAAUUGCAAAGUAAUUCUUCCUGUUAUGAUAUUCCAGAGACAAAUUUUGUUCAACAGUUAUUACCAAUAAAGCUGUUAAAAGUAGUGACUGUGUGUUUGUUUAAAUACUCUUGUGACAGCAAUGUAGUAUUGAAAGUUUGAUAUCCCUUUUAUUUUAUUAUACCUACUUUCCAGAGUAAGUUUAAUUCAUUUUGUAAGUAAAAUAGUCAUAAAAAUAGCCAAAUUAUGUUAUUUUUUGAAGUUUUAUCACUUAAAAUUUUAAUUGUAUGAUGACAUUUUGGGAGGGUUUUUUUUAGAGGAGAUUUCUGGUAAUGGAACUCAUUUGUCUAUUUCCAGUUGUGCAUCAAGAAUUUCAUUAGCUUUAAAUUGGAAAGCUGAGAGACACAAAUUGACUUAGUGCUGUUAUAAUACAGAGUUUGGAUUCCUCUUCCUACUGAAAACAUAACAACAUCCAAGAUUGCUAUUGACUGAACAUUUCAGUAAUG